UUCAUAACCCAACACAAAACCCUCUCUAACUCAUUUCUCUUUCUCCUCUCUCUCUCUUCUCUCUCUCUCUUACCUUAUUUCCUCCAAACUCCAAGCUACCAUUUCUUUCUCUCUCUUAUUCGAUGCUAAACAGCAAAUCAACAAAGCAUCAUCAUCAUCACCACCACCUCCAACUCCCUCAUCACGCAUGAACAACAAAUGGUGGAAACAAUUCAGCUCAGAAUUUGGUGGCUUCUGUAGAUAGAAAAAAAGGCUUGAAUUCAUUGCUCUACUUUUUCUCCAUAACUCAAAGGUAAGUUUAGUUUACUCUCACCAAGUAGCAUGCUACCACCACACCUAAUUAGCCACACCUAUUAGCUCUUCUCCCACACAUUCCUCAAACCCCAAAAAACCUUCUCUCUCUUUAAUUUUCAACAAUCUUGCUACCUAGCUAGGGUUAAUUGAAAGAAAAUAUCAUUAUUAUUGAAGAACAAAGAAACAAGAAUCAUCUAUGGACCCAGUCGCAGCACAAGGAAGACCUCUACCGCCUCCUUUUCUUACCAGAGACCUUCAUCUACACCCUCACCAUCAAUUUCAACCACACCAUAAUCUCAACAACACCAACACCAACCAAACCACCGAUUUGAAUGACCAAAACCGUGGCCAAAAGCGUGACCGUGCCGAUGACCAGAACCCCGCCACCCCUCCUUCUACUGGAGACGGCAAGGAUCCGCACUCCGGCGGAGGAGAAUCCGGCGAGAUCUCCAGGAGACCCAGGGGGAGACCAGCAGGCUCCAAGAACAAGCCUAAGCCACCCAUCAUCAUCACAAGGGACAGUGCAAAUGCUUUAAGAUCUCAUGUCAUGGAAGUUGCAAACGGUUGUGACAUCAUGGACAGUGUCACCGUCUUCGCACGGCGGCGCCAGCGCGGUGUUUGUAUCCUCAGCGGCAGUGGAACGGUUACCAACGUCACUCUCCGGCAGCCGGCUUCGCCGGGUGCCGUAGUAACCCUACAUGGUAGGUUUGAGAUUCUGUCCUUGUCCGGAUCAUUUCUGCCGCCGCCGGCCCCGCCUGCAGCGUCAGGACUAGCCAUAUAUCUGGCUGGUGGACAGGGACAGGUAGUAGGUGGGAGUGUGGUGGGCCCACUUUUGGCGGCCGGCCCGGUGGUGAUCAUGGCAGCCUCGUUCGGCAAUGCAGCCUACGAGAGACUGCCACUAGAAGAGGAGGAGGGGUCCGUCCCCGUCUCAGGGAGCGGAGGCGGGGGACUAGGAUCCCCUGGAAUUGUCGGACAACAGCCACAGCCACAACCGCAACCGCAACAACUAGUGGGAGGAGAUCCCAAUAGUUCAUCAAUGUUUCAUGGUGGAGUGCCUCAAAAUCUUCUUAAUUCAUGCCAAUUGCCAGCUGAAGGUUUCUGGGGUGGUUCCGGUGCACGCCCUCCCUUUUAAUUAUAAUCCAAAAAAAAAAUCAUUUUCUGGUUAAUUAUUAUUACCAUGUUUUUUUUUAAUUUGAUUUUGUUAUCUUCUUUUUGACUUUAUUAUCUCUUUAAUCAAUGUUCAUUCUCCUUCUUCUUCCAUAUAACCUAGUUUAUUAUCUUGCUUUAAUUUAAUUGAAGAGGCCUUAAUUAUUAGCUUGGAUGUUUAAUUUGUUGUUAUGAUUACUAUUGAUAUAUAUUUGGUCAGUGUUGAAUUUGAAGAA
Arachis duranensis is the source of this 1676-nucleotide messenger RNA. Its product is annotated as AT-hook motif nuclear-localized protein 22. The coding region runs from base 491 to 1426 and encodes 311 amino acids. Gene Ontology annotation, cellular component: nucleus. NCBI's taxonomy places the organism in Eukaryota, Viridiplantae, Streptophyta, Magnoliopsida, Fabales, Fabaceae. The transcript has a single exon. Gene Ontology annotation, biological process: vegetative to reproductive phase transition of meristem. The record is from RefSeq and is a predicted model, not a curated record. Gene Ontology annotation, molecular function: DNA-binding transcription factor activity; minor groove of adenine-thymine-rich DNA binding.